AUGGCAGAAGAAACUUUCAACAUGGACGGCAUCCAUUCCAUGGGAAUCGUCAACGCAAUGAGGACUGGAGAUAUGUUCAUGGAUAUGAUCAUUGCCAUGUGCAUUCCAGUCGUCAUAAGGACUUUAUUUUCCUUUUUCAGUGCCGCCAAGGCAAAAGAGCUGUCUGAGAAAUUCUGGGCGUGGUAUAACAAGGAAGAAGAUUACGAAUCAGACUACCAUGAACGUAUCAUCUCUCACACGGUCGAAAAGGACCGAUAUGAUGAAUUCGAACCUGUGGACGUCGACUCUCACAAUGAAGUUUUGAUCAAAGCCAUCACCAUGUACUUGCAUCACCUUCAGUCUGUGGAUCUGAAAGAAGCCAACAUUACUUUGACAGGAGGAGGUAGCUCGAAACAGAGUUACUAUGAUGUUGGUGAAUUCGAAGACGGGGACUACAGUUACGCCCGAACUUUGUCGCGAUAUGCAAUUGUGAAGAAACCAUUCAAAGGGCAUUGGCAUGUUGUGGGACGGAAAUACCCCAGCGAGGAUCCAAAUAUCAAAUUGGAAAAGCUUGCAGAGGACGAACCUUUCGAGAAGCUCACAUUCUUGCGAAAAGAUGACGGCACUAAGGUCCCAAUUCCAGAAGAUGGACUGUAUGAAGUCGAGUUCAUGUUUGGUGAAAAUGAAGAACAGAGUGAGGAAGACGACGAAGGGAACGAUGAUGAGGAUAAUAAUCGAAAGAAGAAGAAGAUUCUCCGACAACGCCGCGAAAAGUCGUAUUCCAUCCGAUCCUUGGGCGAGAAUGCAAUGGAUGCCUUUAUCGAGGAAGCCUACGUGUGGUACAUCAAGCAGAUCAAGGAUUCCGAAAAGGACAGUACGCGUUACAUGUUUGACAUGAAGAAAACCUCUUCCUCCCCGGGGGAUGAAGAGAAGAAACAUACUUUCAAGAAGUAUGAAUUAAGUGACGAAAAAACGUUUGACUCCCUCUUCUUCCAAGAAAAGCAGACAAUUGUGAAACUCUUUAGACAUUUCUUGGAUAAAACUGGCAAAUAUGCGAUCAAAGGUUAUCCGCAAAAGCUAGGAAUUUUGCUUCAUGGGCCUCCGGGAACUGGAAAAACCUCGCUCAUCAAGGCGGUUGCGGAAUAUACGGGGAGGCACAUUAUCAAUAUUCCUUUGGCUCGUAUCAAGACAAAUGAAGAGUUGACUCAGCUCUUCUUUGGUGGCGAAUACGACGUAGAAGGCCAAUACUAUCCGCAAGAGCUUCGCUUCAAAGAUGUCAUCUUUGUCAUGGAAGAUAUCGAUGCAGCUUCGAAGGUUGUGCAACGUCGCGAUGGUAAGAAAACAGCGGAAGUCACCCAAACGCAACAUGUGGAACUUCCAUCUCCAAAAUGUAUGUGGCAAAUGCUGGUGGAGUCGAACAAUGACGAAUGCAAGAGUUUGGUAGAAAAGCUGAUGGAGAAGUCUCCGCGUCUAAAAAAAGAAGCACUGUCAUCCGGGACCAUGCAGUCGCUUGCCAAGCGUAUGACAGCAGUACCUGGAAUGACCCUCGUUGGCCACCAAGAAGCUUGUGCCGAUCCCAUGGACGCUGCCAUGGGAACAGUCGAGUCCAAUACAAUCAAGAAGAUUUCGGAAGGAGCCAUUGAAGUAGGAAAGGGAAUGAUGAAAGACUGCGAGUCGCUUGAUGAAUAUCUUUGCUUCCAUGCCAAAGCGAUGAUGAAGAUGCUUGACAUGGGAGCUGCUGUUGAUAAGGACUUUGAAAACGAAUUGCUUGGACUAUCUCCAGAGCUCUCGGACCAAAGGACAACUGUCACAACUCGGCCCAACAUGAUAUCUAGAGAUGUUACAGUCAGCAAAACAGGAGACAAUGUCGAAAUGGACGUGAAGAACCCGAUGUCGAUGAUGGACUAUGAAGGGCCAGGCCUUGGCGGCAUGGGCGGCAUGGGUGGAAUGGGUGGAGGCAUGAUGGGUGGAUUCGGAGGAAUGGGAGGAGGAGGUCUUGCGUUUGGAGGCAAGGAUGAUGAUAGCCUCGGUGGUGUUGGUGGAGGAGGCUUUGGUGGUGGAAAGAAAGGCAAGUUCGGUGGCCUUGGUGGAUUAGGCGGCUUGGGAGGUUUCGGCGGUGGAUUUUCCAUGGUGAAAGAUCCUCUUAAUCUUUCUGGAUUGCUCAAUGUCCUUGAUGGUGUUGUGGAUACGCCAGGCCGAAUUCUAAUCAUGACAUCCAAUCAUCCAGAAAAGCUGGAUCCUGCCCUUAUUCGACCUGGGCGAAUUGACAAGAAGCUCAUGCUUGGCUACAUGAAAGGCGACGACGUCUGUGAUAUGCUAGAGCAUUAUUUCCAACUAAAGUUGAAUGAGAUCCAAAAGACCCGAGUUCGCAAAGCCAUCAAAGGCGAUAACAUGACCAAUCGCCCAACUCUCAAUAUGACCCCAGCCCAAGUUGAACAGCUCACAGCCGAGCAUGAUUCGAUUGAUGACAUGAUCGGAGCCUUGGAAAAGAAGGGUGCGCCACUCCAGACACCAUUCUCGUCCAUUGAUUUCAAGGACAUGGCCAAGAAAAUGGAUGCAAAGUCUUCCUCCUUCAUGACAACCAAGGAUUUCACAGAAAUGUUGAAACCAGCUUCCGAAGAGAGCGGUGGCUCACCCGUACAGCGAUCCAGCAUUCAAUUUGGAUAA
Messenger RNA from Cylindrotheca closterium, 2646 nucleotides. The record is from the annotation of a GenBank genome assembly. NCBI's taxonomy places the organism in Eukaryota, Bacillariophyta, Bacillariophyceae, Bacillariales, Bacillariaceae.